Hemisphaericaspora subhashii is the source of this 942-nucleotide messenger RNA. RefSeq lists its product as uncharacterized. The record is from RefSeq and is a predicted model, not a curated record. The coding region runs from base 1 to 942 and encodes 313 amino acids. The transcript has a single exon. Lineage: Eukaryota; Fungi; Ascomycota; Pichiomycetes; Serinales; Debaryomycetaceae.
AUGAACACAGAUUUACCAGAAGCAGCGACCCAGUUAGCCCCCAGUGAGAGCAAAAUGAGUAUUUUUGAAAAUUACAAGAUCUACAUCGAAGAAUUAGAUCGCUUGUUGGAAGCAAUCGAGAAUCAUUCAGAAGAAUCGUUAAGGAUUCUAAACGUUCUCCAAUCUCAGCAGAUGGAAAUUGGUUUGUCACGAAUAAGUAUACAACCAUUGGAAGAGUUAUCCCAGCAGAUGGAAAGACGUUUGUCCCGAAUAAGUAUACAACCAUUGGAAGAGUUAUCCCAGCAGAUGGAAAGACGUUUGUCCCGAAUAAGUAUACAACCAUUGGAAGAGUUAUCCCAGCAGAUGGAAAGACGUUUGUCCCGAAUAAGUAUACAACCAUUGGAAGAGUUAUCCCAGCAGAUGGAAAGACGUUUGUCCCGAAUAAGUAUACAACCAUUGGAAGAGUUAUCCCAGCAGAUGGAAAGACGUUUGUCCCGAUUAAGUAUACAAUCAUUGGAAGAGUUAUCCCAGCAGAUGGGAAGACGUUCGUGCCGAUUAAGUAUACAAUCGCUGGUAGGCUCACUAAUACCAACAAGGUCAUCAAAACGGUUACUAAGCUUCAGUCAAUCGUCAAAUGGAACGUCCCUGUUAAUGUGUCGGUCGUUGUCAUCACGUGAUACAAAUAAUAAAGAAUAUGAGCCAUCACCAAAGUCAUAUAAUAGUUAUCAGACAUCAAUGGAUGUAGAGGAAGAUGUGGAUUCAAUAUUUUCAUACGCAAAACCAGUUGAGAGUAAUAAUACAAAUGAUGAUCCACCAGAAGAUGAUUUAUGGGAAGAUAUUGGAAUUGCUUCAAUUGAGCAUGUCGAUGAAGUGUUAACUAUCAAGUAUGUCAAUAGCGGGGAUUUAGCCGAUCCGAAACUUGGUCGAAGUAACUCUCUUUGCGUGAAAUAUGUAAAAGUGUAG